Ceratitis capitata (Mediterranean fruit fly) is the source of this 6682-nucleotide messenger RNA. RefSeq names its product guanine nucleotide-releasing factor 2 (gene C3G). Gene Ontology annotation, biological process: Ras protein signal transduction; positive regulation of GTPase activity. NCBI's taxonomy places the organism in Eukaryota, Metazoa, Arthropoda, Insecta, Diptera, Tephritidae. The transcript is spliced from 20 exons. The coding region runs from base 2116 to 6603 and encodes 1495 amino acids. The record is from RefSeq and is a predicted model, not a curated record. Gene Ontology annotation, molecular function: guanyl-nucleotide exchange factor activity. Gene Ontology annotation, cellular component: plasma membrane.
GCUUUGGGCGAGCUUUUGAUGCCGGAGUGCAGUGAUGGGUUCAUGUUUCAUCCAUGGUCCCAUACUAACAUAUGGAGCUCUAUUAUAGUGAGUGAUAUUAAAGGGGAUGUGACUCUGAUAUAGCAGUCGCGCUGACCUAAAGCAACUCCAACUUAGGCCGUACCAUUAAACUACCAAGGAUUGCAAACAGAGCAAAAAUUUUUUUUCGUACUAAAAAAAAGAAAUAAUUAUUUUUUUAUGUUAUAUUUAUUUCCUCAAUGUCUUAGAUUUAACGGCUUAACGAACCGAUCUUAUCACGCUACUUUACUUUUCGAUCAUUUGGAAUGAUUUUGUAAAUUUUCCUUUUGAUGUUAUCCUUCUAUUGGUGUUAUUGUUAUUAUUGGUUGAGCGGAACCCUUUAAACACUUUUCAAGCCAUUGCUUGGUUAAAAGGAGCAGCCAAAUAUUAAAGACCCUUUUGCCACCAUUGGUACAGUUACUAACUAACUUAUGAGUAGAAUAUCGUAAUAACUGACAGCUAAGUGGUGGUGGUAGUACGUACUACCAUUCGGAAGAUCAUGGCUCGUAUCCUCAUCGGACUAACAUCCAAAAUUAUUGCUUCUAAUUGCGGUCGCCCUCGGCAACGAAUAUCAACCCCUCCGUUAGUAUUUCUGACAUGAAAUCUGGGCUCCUCAUGGAAUAACAUCCAGGCGCACACAAAUAGUUGGUGAAAAUCGCUUCAGCGGUUACAAAGUGCCAAUUAUAUAUGUAUAUAUGUAUGUAUACUAACUAGCGCCACCUAUGUGCCAGGCCCGGAACUUUUCAGCUCGUGUGUUAAUUACACGCUGCUGCAUGUGUAAUAUUUUCUUUUUUUUUUUGUAGCAACGAAUUACGUGCCGUACGGUAGUACGGUAGUGACAGCGGCAACAAUACCAAAAACAAUAAGUUCAAUAAAGAAUUAAAAGAAAAAAGUGAAAAAUAAAAAAAUAAUGUAAACUAAUAAAAGUAGAAAAGCAAAAUAACUAUUGAAUGCUCGUUGUAUGUGAACUCAAAUCAACUCGCCAAAGCCUCAAUUCGAUGCGCCACAACUCACUUUCUGUUCAUUCGACCAACAAAAUGGUUUUUCUUUUUUUUCCCGUUUUGCGCAUUAUGAUCGAAUACAAUUUUUGAUUCAAUUGCAUGAAUGAAUAUCUAAAUGGCGAAGUAAAUGACUGCCGGACACUACAAAAAAAAAAAACAAAAACAAUAAUACAAUAAUACCAACGAUAUUUUAAAUUGUAUACAUACUUUCCAUCGAACUCUCGACAACUAAUAAAGCGCCAGUGGAAAUAGUUAUAGUACGAGUAGCCGCGGCAACGAGCAGCAGCGACGCAAAAGCCAGCAAUAGACUCUGUUGAUGCUAAUAGUUACAGCAGUUGGCAUUCAACUUUAGUAGCGGCUGCGUCUAUGAGCCGACACUACUGCUGCUGGCCGGUCAUAGAGAUCAUUCAACUAAGUGCAUCUGUUAGUUACAUACGUAUAUUUUCGGUAUUUUUGGCAUAUGAACAUUCCAAACGCACUAUCGUCGUCAUCAUUAACACAAUCAACCCUUCAGGCAGCUGCGUCAGUGCACGCGCACGAGUGUCGCCCCAGCUUCAGCUUAUAGCAUAUGCCACAUGAACAUUUAGACGUAGCAGGAAUCAUUGAAAUUGUGAAUUUAGUGGUGGUGGUGUUGGUGGUGGUUCCCAGUGUUUUUUUCUUGAAAGUGUUGAAAACAGUGGAAGUGUAGUUUUGAGUAUAGCAAGACUUUCGCUUAUUCUGCUGGCAUGCAGCAGCAUACAUAAAUACCAGUGAGUGCAUGGCAGUAUUUAAGAUAAAAAAAAAAAAAAAUAAUAAUAAAUAAAUAGAUAUUGAGUGUGAAAUAAUUAAAAAAGCAAUUGAAAUUUGAAAAAAAUAAUACAAAAAAAAAAUAGUUAAUUAAAUUUCAGCGCGUCUUAAUUGUGCCCAUACGCUGCCGAAAAAAAUCAUUAAGUGCCUCAACAUUCCAAGCAAAGUUAUUUUUAAUUUCUGCAAUAGACAAUAAGGAAGUUUCUCGUCGUUUACCAUCAGUGAGUGUCUGUUGUCGGGUGUGCGUGUGUGUGUGCAUUUCGCCUCAAUCAUGCGUAUUUUAAGUACCGAGUUACGUUUACGCGUGAAAAAUCGCAAACCGCGUCCAUUUAUGCGUGCCGCAAGUGCUGAUGCUGCUAUUGGAGAUGGGCGUUGUAGUACAAAUCUUGCUUUUGAAGAUGUAAUAGAUGGUGCGAGUGUUUCAUAUAAUAGAGACAGUGCCAUCAGUUCUCCAUCCACUCCCAACUCUUCACUUUCCUCACAAUCGAAUCUUGUUUGCGCUGGUGGUGGCUCACCAUCACCAAACACACCCUCCCCGGCCACUCCCACCUCUCAACAAUCCGCCAAUACACCGCUGAGCGGCAAUAGUGUGAUAUAUCAAGCGCCAGGUGGCGCUGGUUAUGCUGUUGGUACAUCCGGUCAUAAGAACAGUUUGAAGGGUACGAAAUUGGCGCGUAGAGCGCGUUCUUUCAAAGACGAUUUGAUUGAAAAAAUUUCCAUGAUACGUACGCCCAACAAUACGCUGGGACGAUCCCACUCACCGCAUAGUCCACGCAGUAAGUCUAUGAAACCCCCACCGACCGCCGAAGAGGUAGCCAAAUCUGCCAGUUCGCUGGAAAAUCAUGUUAAGGACAUUUCAAAUGCUCUGAAACAUUUUCGCGAUGUGAUACUAAAAUCGAAGCUCGAAGUACUACCGGGCAAUGCUACGGUUAUACUGGAGACCAUAGCCAGCAUGUACACUGUUAUACAGUCCUAUGCAUUGGACAAACACAGUCCCGUCCUUUUGUCGGCAACACAACAAGUCUAUCAGUCGUUGGGUAAAUUAGUGAAACUUUGCGACGAGGUGAUGCUAAUCCAUGCAGCGCGACGUGGCGACGAUGAAAGUAGUGGUGGUGCCGAUGGUGAUGGUGUUGGUGAUGGAAAUGCCCAAACGGAGCGCCAACAACUAAAAACGUUGCUCAGUGAAGAUAAUGUAAAGGAGAUUGUUGAUUUACUUGGCGAUGCGGUGCGGAAUUUGGCGACACUUUCGCAGCAAAAACUUAAGGAACGCGAGGAGAAUGCUUUCAAGUAUGCACCAAGCAAUAUCGAUGCUGCGGCAACGUCUAACAACGUCAACGUCAACAACAACAGUAGCGCAGCAGUGUCACAUAAUCAUCUCAUGCGCCUACCGGUGGAAGUUGCUGGUCAACGUACAUCGCUGCCGGACAUAACGCUAACACCGAAAGAACGUGAUAUUUUAGAGAAAACCAACUCCAAUCCCAUACGGGCCUCACAUAGCACAGAGAGCAUUUUGCGCGAUACGAGUCCGCCGCCCAAACCACCGCUACCGAAUAGACCACCACCGCUGCCGCCCAAACGCCGUAAUCAACAACAAAAUCAACAACAAUUGCUUUCAAAUAAUAAGAGUAUGAACUCGGAUUUGGAAUGGAAUUCCGAUAUUUCGCUUGGCAACUACGGUGUUGAUUAUAUGAGCAAUCUUUCGGUGCACUCACAUUCGCCGGAUGAAAAUUCUAGUCAAUGCUCACUCGAUUCAGAGUUGAAUCAUUCACGUGAGGAGGAGGAAUUAAAAGCCUUGGGUUUGGGCAAUCGUCUCAACGACAGCAUGCUCGAUAAUGAUGUUGAUAAAUUAAACAUAUCAAAACCACUUGCAAGCACUGGCAAACGCGUUGUGUCGCACAAUAAAGUCGCUGGCAAUAGUAAAUCUAGUGGCAGUGGUCAUGUAGAAUCCACCAACAAUACUGCUUUCACUACACAAACACAGAACGCUGCUGCAGAAACCGCCAAACGGCGUGCUGUUGUCACUACUUCAGUGGCAAGCGAUGGCAUAGAUGAAUGUGAUUUUAUUACACAAUCAGGCAACGGUAAUAGCGGCACCGGUGUCACCGCUGCUGAUAAACUGGAAAUGCGCAAAAAUUCUACUAAUAAUCGUCAUUCCAAUGAAUCGGGCUUCGUUUCUAUGACAUCAAUGCGCAGCUCAGCGCACAGUGUUUCGAAACGUUCAUCAGAUUGCGGCUUUCAAUCGUCCACCAAAUCUAGUUCCAAUUCAGAAAUCGCUUUUGAUGCCAUUGAAUCCUCGAGUAGUGGAGAAUUUCAUACACACACGCAGGAAUUUCACCACCAACAGAGCACAUGCUCGACAAUGACGAGUACAAUGUCUUCUACCAUGCUGAUGGCCACUUCGAGUAGUAUCCUGAAUAAUAUGUCUACAUUGUCAUCGCAUGAGGCACGUUCGAUAAGUAAUACGAGCAGCAUUAGUCCGGAUCAAUAUGAGGGUAGCGGUCUGCUAACCGAACGUUCAAUGCAAACCAGCAGUACUAGUCAUGUGACGCAAUCGUCAUUUUCAUCGCUUAGGAAGUGUGGUAGUUUGGAUACGGGCUCGUCAUCGGAUGAUUUAGUGCCGCCAGCAUUGCCACCCAAGACGAAUCGGAAUAAGGAUGCUGCAGCGCGUAUGUUAUCGCAAUAUGAUAAUUUUGAUGAAAUGGACGAUAAUAAUGGUGAAAUUGCCGAGCUCCGACAACAUCAUUAUGCGCACUACAACAGCUAUAGCCAACAUAGUCAACGUAUCCAUCAUAGUGAUUAUUCGCAUCACGUGUCGCCGUGGCAACAAACUAAACAUCAAAGUCUACUCGAUUCGCGACAUUUGGUUAGUGGAUAUGCCAGCACGAGUUGCACGAACUUUGGUGAUGCAGGGCAACCGCCGCCGCUGCCCGUCAAGAAAAAGCACAUGUUUCAAAGUGUGGCCUUUUCGGUUUGGGCGUAUAUGGAAUUGUGUCAGGGUCCCAAUCGGCCACUUGGACGUCAUACCAUGCAUAUGCACGACUUUACGGGGAACAUUUCCCAUAGCCAAACAAUGAACAUUGUGCCACUACCAAAGGAUUUAUCGCCAGCCGCGCAAGAUGAAACGCCGCCCGCACUACCGCCAAAGAAUUACAAACAGCAUCGCAAGUCGAGCGCAACACCGCCCACUAUAAUAACAACACCACCACCUAGUCCGAAACCCACACAUUUAAGUGCUGGUGCUGAUGCGGAAAACGGUCGUCCAGCGCGUGUAAUAUCCGCUACACAAGGCAGUGAGAUGAUGUCCACGGUGUGUGAAGAACUUGGCGAUCUCACCGAGGAGGAGCAAGCAUCGUUGCGCCACUCACAUCAGUUGCCUGAUGAGAAUUGCAAUAAUCAUGUGACACAGCAGCACUCGCCACUACGACGUGCCGAUACACAUGAGGGUACGCCGAGCAGUCGGGCGGCGAGUGCUGGUGAGGAUCAAUUGUUGGAGCGCUCUAGCUACGGUGAGGAUAAGUGUGGGGAAUUACAAACAGUGCCGCAGGAUGAAAUGCCAAAGAUGUUAGAGGAGAUUGAUGUUAGCAAAUAUUUGGUGCUCAAGCGGAAGGAUGAGGAUGGGCCGGAAGUGAAGGGCGGUUAUGUGGAUGCGUUGAUUGUGCAUGCGAGUCGUGUGCAGAACGAUAAUGCAUUCAUUGACGCCUUCAUCACAACAUUUCGUACUUUUAUCCAACCGAUUGAUGUGAUUGAAAAACUUACCCAUCGCUAUACAAUAUUCUUUUGUUGCCAAAAUGAUCAAAAACAGCGCGUAGCCAGAGAGACAUUUUCACUGCUGAUGAGAGUAGUAGAUGGUUUAACUUCAAUGGACCUAACAGAUCAGCUGCUCUCAUUGAUUGUAGAAUUCAAUUAUCAAUUGGUCUGCGCCGGACAGCUGUAUUUAGCGAAAACCCUACGCAGCAUAUUCGUGGAGAAGGUGACGUUAUUCCGUGAAUAUCGUUUACCACCGCCCAAAGCCGAUAUGCAUAUCACUGUAACCAAUCAACCCAGUCUGCUCGAUCUGAAAUCUGUGGAAAUUGCCGAGCAAAUGACACUGCUCGAUGCUGAUCUAUUUCAGAAAAUUGAAAUACCUGAAGUAUUGCUAUUUGCCAAAGAACAAAGUGAGGAGAAAUCGCCCAAUUUGAAUAAGUUCACGGAACACUUUAAUAAUAUGUCAUUUUGGGCGAGAUCGAAAAUUCUCACUUUAAGCGAUGCCAAAGAACGUGAAAAGCAUGUUGUUAAAUUUAUAAAAAUAAUGAAACAUUUGCGUAAAAUGAAUAAUUACAAUUCGUAUUUGGCUUUACUGUCGGCAUUGGACUCGGCGCCCAUACGAAGAUUGGAAUGGCAUAAAACUAUUACGCAAGACAUAAAGGAAUAUUGUUUACUAAUCGAUUCGAGUUCAAGCUUUCGUGCAUAUCGCACAACAUUGGCUGCAACAAGUCCGCCUUGUAUACCUUAUAUUGGUCUAGUCCUGCAGGAUUUAACAUUCGUGCAUGUCGGCAAUCCAGAUUAUCUAAAAGAAGGUGUAAUCAAUUUCUCCAAACGUUGGCAGCAAUAUCAUCUUAUUGAGAAUAUGAAACGUUUUAAGAAAUGCGAGUACAAUUUCCGUCGCAACGAACGCAUUAUACGUUUCUUCGACAAUUUUGAGUAUGAAUUGGGUGAAGAAGAAAUGUGGCAAAUAUCGGAGAGUAUAAAACCACGUGGCAGGCGUCCUGUGCAAGCAUAAAAUGUUUGGGGUUAUUGAAAAGAAAACCGUACAAAUUAACCACAUAUCCUGAUGGAAUACUCAAUAGUCGUCGAAGUAA